Molecule: messenger RNA, 1155 nt
Organism: Oreochromis aureus
Lineage: Eukaryota; Metazoa; Chordata; Actinopteri; Cichliformes; Cichlidae
Product: GTPase IMAP family member 7-like
Exons: 3
Coding region: 1-1155 (384 amino acids)
Molecular function (GO): GTP binding
Source: RefSeq, a predicted model, not a curated record
AUGAUGGAGGAAACUGGUGAUUGCGGAGAGAUGAAGGCCUGCUCCUCAGACCACAUCGCUGCCAAGAAGAAGGCAGGAGUGGCGAUUGCUGCUGCGCAGUGGAAAACUCACGUUCCAGCUCUGUGCAUUGCUGCAGUUGCUGCUGCAGCUGCUGCUGCUGUGGCAGCGGCGGUGGCUUGGAAAUCCAAUUGUCCAGACCUUGGAGAGACAGAUCACACUCCUGGGAUGAGCCCGCUAGGUCCAGCAGAAACAAAAGAACCAGACCUCAGGAUUGCUCUUGUUGGGAAAACUGGAGUUGGGAAGAGCGCAGCAGGAAACACCAUCUUAGGAAAGAAGAAUAUCUUUAAAUCUACGUUAUCUGCUUCUUCUGUAACAUCAAACUGUGAGAAGAAAAUAGCAGAGGUUUAUGGUCAAAUCUUGGCUGUAGUUGAUACUCCAGGUCUGUUUGACACCAUACUACAUCAAGAUGAAGUGAAGAAAGAGAUUGCCAGAUGCAUCUCGUUUGUUGCUCCUGGACCUCAUGUGUUCCUGGUGGUGAUACGGGCUGGAAGAUUUACAGAAGAAGAAAAGGAAACAGUAAAAAUCCUCCAGAAAAUGUUUGGAGAAGAGGCAGCAGGUUACACUAUGGCCUUGUUUACCAGAGGAGAUGAUUUGGAGGCAGAUGAAACCACGAUAACAAACAUCAUCAAAGGAAAUGCAAAACUCAGUGAGUUUAUCAGUCAGUGUGGUGGAGGAUAUCAUGUUUUCAACAACAGAAAGGAGGAUCAAUCUCAGGUCAGAGAGUUGCUGAAGAAGAUCAACACCAUGGUUGAUAAAAAUGGUGGAAGAUACUACACCAAUGAAAUGUUUGAGAAGGCCGAGGAAGCCAUAAGAGAAGAGAUGGAAAAACUUAUGAAAGAAAAUCCAGAGAUGGAGCCUGAAGAAGCAAGAGAAAUGGCAGAGGGAGAUAACUCAUUUAUUCGAAAAAUUGCAGUUGUUAUUGGAACAACCGUUGCUGGAACUGCUGCAGGUCUUGGAACUGCUGUGGCUGCUGGAGCCAUUGUGGGAAGUUUGGCAGGUCCAGUGGGAACUGCAGUGGGAGGUGCAGCAGGAGCUGCAGUGGGUCUUACAUCAGGAGCUGUCGCUGUGGCAAAAAAGGCCUGUGUUAUACAGUGA